CCGGUCGGGUCGUGAUCCAAAAUCCUUUUUAACAGCAAAGCCCUAACUGCCGCCGAUAAUCUUCCUUUCCUUCUCCAUAAACCCUUACUUUCCCAAACCUUCUCAAGCUUCGCUCUCAAGAGAUGGCGAAAUGUGGUAAAAAGAGCAAGAGUAAGAGGAUAACCUUGAAGCAGAAGAGCAAGGUUCUAAGAAAGGUGAAGGCGCACCACAAGAAGAAAGCAAAGGAAGCUAAUAAGCUCGGGUUUAACCGUAAGCCAAAAGUAGAGAAGGAUCCAGGUAUCCCCAAUGACUGGCCUUUAAAGGAGGAAGAGCUUAAGGCUUUAGAAGCUCGACGUGCCCGUGCCCUCGAGGAGAUUGAACAUAAGAAAGAGGCCCAUAAAGAAAAGGCCAAAAAGAGGAAGCUUGUUGAUGUGGAUGAGGAUACCAAGACAGAAGAAGGAUAUGGAGAAGGGAAGAGUGGAGAUGACUUAACUAAACUUGUCAAUGUUCGAGAUAACUCGGAGAGGGCUUUCUACAAGGAGCUUGUGAAAGUCAUUGACUUAUCUGAUGUCAUUCUCGAGGUUCUUGAUGCUCGUGAUCCUCUCGGCACGCGUUGUACCGACAUGGAGAGGAUGGUGAUGCAAGCUGGUCCUAAUAAGCACCUCGUGUUGCUUCUCAACAAGAUUGAUCUUGUUCCGAGAGAGGCUGCUGAGAAAUGGCUUAAGUACCUUAGGGAAGAGUUUCCAGCUGUUGCCUUUAAAUGUAGCACACAGGAACAGAGAUCAAACUUGGGUUGGAAAUCAUCAAAGGCAUCAAAACCAAGCAAUAUUUUGCAGACGAGUGAUUGUCUUGGAGCAGACACUCUUAUCAAAUUGCUGAAGAACUACUCAAGAAGUCAUGAGUUGAAAAAAUCUAUUACAGUUGGUAUUAUUGGACUUCCCAAUGUUGGGAAGAGUAGUCUUAUCAACAGUUUGAAGAGAGCUCAUGUUGUCAAUGUUGGUGCCACUCCUGGACUGACUAGGUCUCUGCAAGAGGUUCAUUUAGACAAAAACGUGAAGCUACUAGAUUGUCCUGGAGUUGUGAUGCUCAAAUCUUCAGCUAAUGAUGCUUCUAUAGCUCUCCGGAACUGUAAAAGAAUCGAGAAGCUGGAAGAUCCAGUUAGUCCAGUGAAGGAGAUUCUCAAGCUUUGUUCAUCACAAAUGCUGGUGACUCUGUACAAGAUCCCGAGCUUUGAGGCAGUUGAUGAUUUUCUUUAUAAAGUAGCCACCGUUAGGGGUAAGCUUAAGAAGGGUGGUCUUGUGGAUAUCGAAGCUGCUGCGAGGAUUGUGUUGCAUGACUGGAAUGAAGGUAAAAUUCCAUUCUAUACAAUGCCGCCAAAGAGGGACCAAGGUGAACACGCAGAGUCAAAGAUUGUGACAGAGUUGGCUAAGGAGUUCAACAUCGAUGAGGUUUACAGUGGUGAAUCUUCUUUUAUUGGGAGUUUGAAGACUGUUAGCGACUUCAACCCUGUUGAGAUUCCUUCGAAUGGUCCUCUCAACUUCGAUGAAACUAUGACCGAGGAUGGGUCUAAGACUGAGACCACAGAAGAGGAUGUUGGUCUUAUGAAUGAUGAUGAGUCUAUGGGAGGGGAAGAGGAGGAGGAAGACACAGGAAAGUUGAAGUCAGAAGCGAGCAGGCAGAACAGGAAGCUAUACGCAGCUGAAAGCAUGUUGAAUACAAAGAAGCAGAAAGCAGAGAAGAAUAAAAGGAAGAAGGCGAAGAGAGCAGCAGGUGGUGGUGAGGAUGCCAUGGACGGAGAUUAUGAUUUCAAAGAUACAGACAUGAUGGAUGAAGGAGACGGUUUCCAUAUCGAUGCUAAAAUACCAAUGUCUGUACUUCUUGAUUUGCCUGAAGAAUGA
Molecule: messenger RNA, 1877 nt
Organism: Eruca vesicaria subsp. sativa (arugula)
Lineage: Eukaryota; Viridiplantae; Streptophyta; Magnoliopsida; Brassicales; Brassicaceae
Source: the annotation of a GenBank genome assembly